AUGGAACUCAUAAAUCAAACAGCUGUUUCAGAAUUCCUUCUCCUGGGGCUGACAGAUGACCCAGCACUACAGCCCCUCAUCUUCAGCCUCUUUCUGUCCAUGUACCUGGUCACCAUCCUGGGGAACCUGCUCAUCAUCCUGGCUGUCACCUCUGACCCCCAACUUCACACCCCCAUGUACUUCUUCCUCUCCAACCUGUCCUUCACUGACAUCUGCAUAAGCACAACCACCAUCCCCAAAAUGCUGGUCAACAUCCAAGCAGAGGAUCAGAGCAUCAGUUACAGAAGCUGCAUCUCCCAGGUCUGCUUUGUUUUGAUUUUUGGUGGUUUAGAAAGUUGUCUGCUUGCAGUGAUGGCCUAUGACUGCUAUGUGGCCAUUUGCCACCCCCUAAGAUACACAUCCAUCAUGAAUUCCCGCCUCUGUGUUCUGCUAGUUCUACUCUGCCUAUUGGUCACCACUGUGAAUGCCCUCCUCCACACUCUGCUGUUGAUGAGGCUGUCCUUCUGCACUGACCAGGGGAUCCCCCACUUCUUCUGUGAACUUGCUCAGGUCCUCAAGCUGGCCUGUUCUGACGCCCUCACUGACAACAUCCUGAUAUAUGUUGUAGCUUGUAUGUUUGGUGGUCUUCCUCUCUCUGGGAUCAUUUUGUCUUAUGUUCACAUUGUGUCCUCUGACUUGAGAAUGCCCUCAUCAGGAGGGAAGCAUAAAGCCUUUUCCACCUGUGGGUCUCACCUGCCUGUUGUCUCCUUUUUCUGUGGGACGGGAUUUGGAGUAUACAUUAGUUCUGCAGUGACUGACUCAUCCAGGAAGACAUCAGUGGCUUCAUUGAUGUAUACUGUGGUUACUCAGAUGCUGAAUCCCUUUAUCUACAGCUUGAGGAACAGGGACAUAAAGGGAGCCCUGAGGAAACUCAUUGGCAGUACAGCUACUCCUCUCUAA
Messenger RNA from Sciurus carolinensis (gray squirrel), 939 nucleotides. RefSeq names its product olfactory receptor 7G2-like. Gene Ontology annotation, molecular function: G protein-coupled receptor activity; olfactory receptor activity. The record is from RefSeq and is a predicted model, not a curated record. Gene Ontology annotation, biological process: G protein-coupled receptor signaling pathway. Gene Ontology annotation, cellular component: membrane. The transcript has a single exon. NCBI's taxonomy places the organism in Eukaryota, Metazoa, Chordata, Mammalia, Rodentia, Sciuridae. The coding region runs from base 1 to 939 and encodes 312 amino acids.